This is a messenger RNA of Dermacentor albipictus, 12906 nucleotides long. RefSeq names its product rapamycin-insensitive companion of Tor (gene rictor). Gene Ontology annotation, biological process: positive regulation of phosphatidylinositol 3-kinase/protein kinase B signal transduction; TORC2 signaling. Gene Ontology annotation, molecular function: protein serine/threonine kinase activator activity. The record is from RefSeq and is a predicted model, not a curated record. NCBI's taxonomy places the organism in Eukaryota, Metazoa, Arthropoda, Arachnida, Ixodida, Ixodidae. Gene Ontology annotation, cellular component: TORC2 complex.
CAAAAUACACAGGGUGCAAGUUUCCGUUAUUUUACAAGUUCCCUGCUUCGCCGCAUUUGGCGUCGCCGUGUGCAAACCGGAACGCCUCCCAAAGAACAUGGCGCAUGUCAUGUUCCGACAACGGAGCUCUAGAGGUGGCCGUUCAUUAAGAAGACGCCAUGACAGCGAGGAAGAGACGGUUCACCUUGAUUUAAGCAAAGGCGUGGCGGACAACCUGAGGGAGGUUCUCAUCUAUUUGGUGCGCCAAGACGGCAGCAAGCAGAGGAAGAUAGCCUACCUUAACUGUCUUGUGAAGCUGAGCCCGAAGAUAACUCCAGAAACAGAGCUCGGGCUGACUCUUGAAGAUUUAUUUUGUUGUCUGCGGGUGCUUCUUGUACAUGAUGCCAGUGAAGUGCGGGCAGGAUGCCUCCGGGCUCUGCGCCAUCUCGUCAGAGACAUUGAUGCCGCUCGGGCACUCGCGGCAUCGCACAUUCCACGCCUCGUGGCACGUGCACUGGAUGCUGCCCUGGAGAGCCGCACAGAGCGGCUUCAGGCCUUGAGGCUGGUGCGACGUCUGGUUGCUGUGGCGCCACUUGAGCUGCCAGCUCAACUUGCUCGCAGCCUCGUCGCCGUGGCAGCAGAUGGCGCCAAGGAGACUGAUGACCUUGUUCGUGCCUGCCUGGCCACCAUUUGUGAGCUAGCAUUGCUGAACCCAAAGCUCUGCGUGGACACUGGUGGCUUUCGAACAUUGCUCCAAAGUGUGCUUGACUGCCAUCACCCGCCCCUGGCAGAGGCGAUGCUGGGAAUCAUCUUCCACUCUAUAAACGAUCCAGCCACACGUCAGCUGCUCAGUCGUGAUAUUGAUCUUGAGUACUUGGUCGCCCCAUUCACGGACAGUCACUUCAAGUAUGCACCGGACACACCAGAAAACAACUUGGGGUAUGACAAGGUGCUCAGGUUUCAGUCAAGUAGGAUAGCCAUGACUUCAGUUCUGAGGUCCUGGCCCGGGAUGGUGUAUUUCUGCAAGCCUCCACCGUCCGGUCUGCAAUCUCUCGUAGAAGUUCUUUGUCUUCCUCUUCCUGACACAAGGAAAAAUAUAAUUGAGUUGCUGUACGACGUCUUCUGCCUUCGUAUUCCGGAAUGGACAAGUGAUUUUGAAACUGCACUCAAGUCAGCUGAUCGAACGGCUAUCCGGGAGUCAUGGAAGCUAUAUGAGGGCUUUGUGGUUGCAGAGGCUUGUGAUCUUUUACCACCACCAUCAAAGCAUAGGUCAAAUUUAGUGGGAAACUACUUAGCUCUCCUUUUGUUAGCAUUCGUACAGGCUGGAAUCCUAGAGGCGCUAGUUGAAGUGAUAGUGUCAAGUGAAGAUGCCUUGGCUAUUCAAGCGACAAUACUCUUGGCAGAACUGCUGUACAUGGCCAGUAUCUACCUGCCCUCUGAAGCUGGCCGACAUUGCCACUGCCUGCCGACACUGAUGUCACAAGCGGCUGCUUUUGGAUCGCCCCAGGAAAAGCGCAUCCGUGCGAGCACAGCUGUGGCCCGUCUGUCGCACCUGCAUGCAAACCGGCGGAAAGGCACAAUGCCAAGCAGCCUCUUCCUGGACCAGCUUCUGCAGUUCUGCAGCCCGACCAAACACCGUAGCGGCAACCAGGACUUCUGCGAGGCAGCGGGCAAGGUGCGCCUCAACGCCUGCCUGCGUAAGGAAACGGAUGAGAGUGCCAUGCACAGCAUCCGAGACUCCCAGGUGCUUGUCAGGGAGUACAACUCCUGGGACUGGUAUCUUGUGAGUUCGUUACUCAAGUGGCCCAGCGAGUCGUUGCGCGCGCUCAGCGAGAGCACGCACCGAACUUUUAUCCGUCGUCUUGUCUUCUUCUACAAACCUAGCAGCCGCCAGUUCUCGCUGAUGGAAACCAAGCGUGAGUGUGCAAACCAGAUCAUCACCGUUGGCUGCCAGCUGUUUGAAUUUCUGCUCGAGGCCGAUGAAGGUCGAGCCACCGAGUUCAUUGAGGACUUCUUGAUCGACUUGUGUAACUGCCUUCACGAAGCGCAGCUACCUGGGGCUGCCAUGUCGGCGCUUUUAGGACCUUCGAGAAUGCUGGCAAUGGUUUCACAUGCCUACUUCCUUUUCAUUGGCCGGCUCGCGAGUUCUAGCAAGGGCUCACGGCUCUUGGAGAGGCUUGGAGUGUACCAGCAUAUUGUGACGCUGGUCACACUGGAAGGCCAUGACCUGUACUUGAAGCUGGCACUGGCAUCCAUGGACUACACCAAGCCAGGCUUUGCGAGGUCCCUGCUGACGACAGCACUGACAACAAAGUGCGAGGAAGCACGACUCUAUGCAACAAAGUUCCUCAGAGUCCUACUUCGAUUGGAACUCUUGGACUUCAGGAAGUGGGUCAUGGAGCUUCUUGUGACUCAGCUCUGCGACCCAAACCGUGCAGUCAUGCUCACUGCUGCCUCCAUCUUGGAUGAAGCCUGUGAUGUCAAGGAAAACCUGGAAGCACUGAUUGCGCUGCGUCCCGUGCUGCUGUCAUUUGGAGACCGAGGCCUGCUCCUGCACAUUCGUUUCCUCUCCGUGCCGAGUGGCUUCAAGUACAUGCUGGAAGCCGAACUGCUGGGCCAUCAGCUGCGGCAGUGGGACGAGGUUGAUAAUCUUCGGUAUGUGAAGAUUGUUGAGGACGCCAUCAGCCAGGCUGUCACAUGGCAUCAGCGAGGUGAAGAUGGAACCUAUGGAAGGCGGAGCAGCAACACGAGACUCAAAGUGCAAGAUGUGUUUGCCCCUCCACAUCUCUAUGGCCAGCUGGUGCAGCACAAAGAAGGACUGGAAUACCUGCAGAAGCACGGUUGCCUGGAGCGCCACUGCGAGACUGUCAUCUCUGGGGACAUGUCGAAUGAGGAGUCCCUCCUGCGGCUGAAGGCAUCACUGUGGACAGUGGGCCAUGUUGGAACAUCGCCAGAAGGCUUUGCACUUGUGGCAGACGCAGACGUGCUGCCCUCUAUUGUCAGAAUGGCUCAGGAGUCUCCGGUGUACUCGAUCAGAGGUGUGUGCUUCUAUGUGCUGUGCUUACUGGCCAGCACUGGCGACUCUGUCGAGCACCUUAGUGGUCUUGGCUGGGACUGUGUCCAGCACAAGCACAACGAUGCCUGGCCCGUGGCAUCGGACGCCUUGCGUGCUGUGCAAACAUCACCUCCACCGCUCCGGGCUCACACGUGGUCCAUAAGCAGCGCAGGAAGCCAACAGAGUGAGGUGCUCACCGCCAGCGCUCUGCACCGUCGCUUCCACGGUUCUGCUGCAUCGUCCCUGAGUUGUGUCGAUGCUGGUGAGACAAUGCUACGGAGGACGCUCAACUUUGUGUCAGAGCAGGCAAAAUCUCAGGUGGAGAACAACAGUGGUGUGCGCCAUUCACAGACUUUGCCGCGGAAUGUGACGCUGUCUCCUCGACAUGACGCUCUGGUUGCCUCGUCUCGUAGGCCACGGUCAUCGUCAGACUGCAGGCCGGGCGAAGCAAGGCAUGACGCUGAAGGACAGGCGCCACAGGGGCAAGCCCACAAGAUUCCAGAGGCGGUUGCAAUCCACCCCUCUGUUGCCGAGUGCAGACUGCUAUCAGUACCUGACAGUACAAAGGAGCGCUCCAGUUCCUUUGGAGGGAGUCGUGACUCUGGAACCGAGACAUCGUUCACUGAGAAAACCUCCAGCAAUCCUGAAGUGAAAGGCGAGCGGAGCGACAGCAACGAGAGUGCCAUCACCACUGGCACAAGCAAGAGCCGGUCUGACAGUUGCACGGACUCGACGACGAGUGGUGUGAGUUCGUGCGAUGAGAACGCUGCCACGACGAGGACAGUGCAAACGCUGAGCCCGAUUGCGAGCUCGACCUCACUGAGCACACUGGGUGGGAAUAGGGGCGAUGGUGCUGUGAUGCCGCGGAGACCUGGGGGCUUUGUCGGUGGUGUGCGGGCGCUUUCGCGUAGUAGCACGUCCACGAGUCCGGUGUCUCCGGACUCCCCGGUGCUUAUGUACACAAGUGCGCGUGAUGUGGCAGGCUAUGCGACACUGCGGGCAGUACGUGAGGCGUCGUCAAUGCGGCGGCGGCGGAAGCGUGUCUGCUCAGUGGGCUGUGACGGGGCAGAGCAACAUGGAGAGCUCUUUUCGCCACUGUCUUUGGUUGGCUGGAGCCUGGAUCGCAGCGGAUUCUACAUAGGGGAGGAGCCAUAUCCAGAUGAUGCAACAAGUAUUCGGACUAUGUCCAUGUCAAGCACUGCCUCUGCAGCAACAGCCCGAUCGUCAGCUAGGCGGUCUGAGGAGAGGUUCAUGGGACUCUGUUUGCCUGUUGACACUGCACUCAUCUUUUCAGUUUAUGAUCAGGUGCAGCCAUCUAUGGGGGGCAAUGGAGAGGACAAAAUUACUGAAUUGGCUGAGAAUGUUGAAGAGCGGAGUGAUGGCUUUGAGCUGCACACGCCGCGAGAGUGUCUCCUAUGCCACAGCAUUGAGAGAGUUGCAAAGAUGAAGCAAAGGCAUAUCGACAGCCCUGAAAAGCCAGUUAGUCCGGUUGGCACAGUCAGUCCGACAAUAGAGGAACACUGCAGUGUGGACCUUCGUGAUGCAGCCAUUGGGGCAUUCCCUUUUUCCCGUUCUAGUCAAACUAGGAAAAACAGGAAGUCAGGCGAGAGGUCAGCUGACAGUGACUAUGACCCCAUUGCCGUUAGGCGGGAGUUGCUCAAGUACAUUGUUAACCUGAAUAGCUCAGUCGUCAUGAAGGGAUCCGAACAGGCCCUACUGACCCUGAAGCAGAAGUACCCAAGCGCCUUUCAGGAUGUGUGCCUUUACUCUGAGGUCUGUCUGCUGAUGUCACGGUACCGGUACAGGCUAGGAGCCCGUACCUUGCUCCAGGAACUGUUCUUUGACCUCAGCCUUGAAAAGCAAUUUUUUGAGGAGGCAGAAUGUAUCCUAAGGAUACCACAUGUUGUAGUAAUGCCACCUAAGGAGGAAUCAGAGGCUUAAAAGAGCCUCCUUUGACCAAAACAUGAUUUGCGGCACCAGAAGCUCGGCAUCUGCAAAGGGUCGGCACCACUGUCGCUGACAUCAUGGUCAAGCUUCGCUGUGUAUUCCUUCAGUGUGUAAAAAAAAUAAUCUACCGAUGUCAGAUGCAAGAUGUCUCCAAAUCAAGUCAUCUCAAGCCAAAUGUGAAGACAGAUGACUCGUGAUCUAAUGCCUGACAGCUGCAACGAGCUUAGCAAGUUAAGUCUGGCUGCCAAGUGAGAGAAGUGCUAGCUCAAACUGUGAUGAGUGCAGUGUUGCUGAAAUAAGCCAAAGCAUUGUCGUAAUCUUCUCAGUGAUUGCAUUCUUAAGCAGCAACUUGACACUCCUAAGGUGCACAUUGCUUUGUUGAUGAGAGGCCCAGAUGUUUGUGGCAUUUAUUCCAUAGACACAGUAUGUGUUGGGGCCUGUUUAAACGCUUGUGUAAGACGUAAAAAUGGGGGUGGGGUAUUGAAAUUUGACUAUGUGCAAAGUAUCAUGCUGGGAUGCCAAGUAAUAGAGCUGAAUUAGGUACUGCUAGAGUAGUACUGUGAGGGUGGAGCUGCACUUGUGUGUUGCACGCCGAUAGGCAAGGAAAAGAACAGGGGGUGUUGAACAUGCCGUAUUUGCUUGAAUAUAAAGCUUUUCUUUAAUCUUUGGCCAGAGUUACCACAGACUGAGUUAGCACCUCAUAUUCAGGAACACGCUCUGAAUAUAUAUGCGACCGCAUGCAGAAAUCUCAGCCAUCAUGCAAAUAAGCUGAGUGGGUAAGUGGGUGUCACUGUAUCAGUGACAGAAGAUUCAAGUCUGCAAAUAGUGAGAGCUCAACUUGAGGUGAUGUAGGUGGAUGGACUUCGAAGGUUGCAGAUAUGGUUGAAUUAUGCAUAACUUGUUUGCAUUACAGUGACUUGCUUUUUUAUGCUAACAAUUUUUAUAAAGAUUUUGCUUGUGCCCCUGUUUGUUUAUCACUGAAAUUUUGCAACACACUGCAUUUCUAGGUCUGCAUCAUUUAGUAAAACACUUGGCAGUUGUAGUUUACCUGGCUUUUCUUGAAUAUAAAUGGUAGUCUUUACUUUUUUCUGUACAAUGCCAAGUAUUUUAUUAACUAAUGCGAAUCAAAGAAAUGCAGUCUUGUUGUGAAAUCUGAGCGAUAAACAGAAUAGUAGUAAGUGGAAAAUGUUCUUCUAAAGUAGUUAGAAUAAAAUCACGAGUUGUAUUAUCGUGGUGUUUCCAUAUUUUCCUGCUAGUCGAAAGCGAGGGUGCACUUACAUUUGUAGCUGCAUUAUAUUUAUGCAAAUACGGUAUCUCUUUCAUGUUGUUAUGUAAGUUAACUGUGUGCACUUUGACACUAAAAUAAGAAAGUGAGCGAGGAUGAAUAGCAACUUGUAACUGUGACUUGUCUUUCUUUUUUUUGUAAUUUUCUUUUUUGUCACUGUAUAACCAAGAAUUCAAAAUGUGCCAAGCUGUUUGUGAAUUGUUCUCAGGUUUGCUGUUUCUCUUAUCCCGGUGUGGUGCUCUUACAGUUACCAGUACAUGAUGCCUGUAAAUAUGUAAAGGGUUUCCAGCAUAUGUAAAUAGACCCAGGUGUGCCUUUUGCUGGUAUACAUUGGUAAACAUGCUUGACUUUUUGUAUUUAUGGAAAAAAAUUUAUUGUUCUCUUUGUUGUGGGGAUUCUUCUAAUGUAGUGUUAGCCGGUGUGUUAGUUCUGGGUUACAAGAGGUGUUUUCUUUUGUUCUUUUAUUGUGUGUGUGUUGCAUUGUUGUAGCUUAUUUCUACUUACAUUUGAUGAAAAUAGUGGAACUUGUCAGUGCUGCUUUUUGUUGUCUGUUUGCUGGUUUAUAUGUAUCACCAAGAUAGAAAAAAGUGCUAAGUUAUAUAGGGGUAGACGUUUACUGCUGAAGAAACUGUGAACAUGUUCUUUUGCACGUGAUAUUUUUUACCCAUGUGGGGGACAAGAGCAGUUGGAAAUUGUAUGCAAAUAUUUUAGCAUAAAGAUGUGUCUGGUCAUCAUGGAGGCAUACAGCAGACCCACAGUUAUUAAAACUCAGACAAUUUUAAUAAGUUAAAGAAUUCUCAAAAUUUUGGCUAGCCCACUGCAUUAUUGAUGCAUUUUGAAACUGCCGAAUUAUAACAAGGACUUUGGUUAGCUCAAGUCCUUUGCCUUCCCUGGGCAGAUGAAAGGGCCAGAAAUGGCUACUUAGAGGACUUUCAUCAGGCAGCAAAAACAGUUAUUCACCUAGGCUAUAUUGGUAGAUUAAUUUACACUUACAUUUACAAAGCCACCUUGAAGUUCCUUCUCAACUAACCAUGUCAAAUAUUGGCAGUAUCUGCUUGGCACUAGUCAAAUGUUUGUCAGUGAAGUAUUAUGUUUUAUUCUAAUGCGAGUAAUGACUCGUUACUACAACUUUUGUACACUUUUACUGUACAGUAAAAAUUUAGAUGCAGAAAAAUAUACCAUGAAAUCUGAGAAGUCACUCUGAUGCCACUGAUGCGAUGGUUUGGGUGUGAACUGUUAAAAAAAGACUUGGCCUUGCCUUUGUUUCACUCUGAUAGUUAUCUGUGUUUGUCUGUUGGAGUAAUUCAAAUAGUGUUUUGGAAGAAUAGUCUGCCAUUCUAUAUUUUGGCCCUUUAAGUAUAAACCCCAUGAGUGCGAUUUUGUGCACGACAGCGACAAGCGACGGCUUCAAGUGACGUAUCGGGCCAUCGCUUCUGCAAAUCUAGAAUUCGUCGCUCGUCGCCCGGAAUUGCUAUGAGCGACUAGCCAAUAGUAGGCAGCCGGCACGGGAUGUAUAUUAGUGACGUACUACUGGUUUGCGCACGUGCACGCUUCUCAGUAUACAAACGGAACGAGCAAACUACCAAAUUUUGAUAUGUUAACAAAACCCAUUACAAGACCUUCUGAAAGACUUUAUGCUGCUUUGUACAGCCAAACAAAUCGACUUAAAUAAUUAUAGCAAGUGCCACGCCAGGUUUGGCCCUAACUCGAUCCCCUAAUACCGGCAACACUGGAGAGAUGUCACGUGAAGUGGUCGCUCGCUUGGAGUUUGACUUCUGGGCGACGAGUGAAUGCGACAGCCAUCUCCAUCGCGUCGCUUGUCGCUGUCGCGCAAAAAAUCGCUUGCGUGGGGUUUAUACUUUAAUGGCCAAGACUUGCCUGCACUUGAUAUUCAAGGUGCUGUGUAUGUCAAUGGGCACGACUAUGAAAUGGCACUAUACGCCCAUGGCAUCUGCGGCGGUGAAGGGAAAUCUACAGAGGUUAAGUGCUCUUGAACAGUCCCGCAGUUUAACUCACAUUUAUGUGAGCUGUUGAACAGAUGAGAUAACCAUUAUAAUCCUUAUAGGUGUUAAAAUAGUGAAAUACCCAAAACAAAAUUACCUUCAAAUAUUGAAUCGACCACCGAAUAUUUUCUUUUCAUUUCUAAGUAAAGUGAAAUAAUAUAAAAAUGUUUGCGUCAAACCAGCUUCAUAAAGAAAAGGUUUAUUUGCAUUAUUUGGCUAAUGCACCUAGGGCCAUUCACAACUGGACAACUUGCAUCUAUAAACAACUGCUUCCACUUUCCUGGGGCACCAUGACAAAGACAGUAAGGAAACAAGGGAACGGUAUGUCACCACAUGCACAUUUGUUGAUUAAAGAGAGAAGUGCGAUGCUAAAGCAUUGUAUGUUGUGUUAACGGGUCUGGUGAGACUGCCUAAAUCGAGACAACGGAAUAUUUAGGCUGCCUAAAUGUGACGCACUCUUAUUUAAUGAUAGGAACUUAUUGAGCAGACCUUAUCUGUCAUCUGCAUUCACUCGGGAAUUGAUGCCUCAAGCAACGACUGUGGCUCUCCCGCAGUAGAAUCACUCCAAACACUCCUGAUGAAGUAAUAUAGAUAGGAGGCACCGGCUCUGCUCGUUCACAGAUCCUAAAACACCUGUCGUUGGUUCACAGUGCAUUUGCCAGACAGCACUACCCAUGGGAGGAAAAUGCGAAGGGAGGUGCUGCUUCAAUCAAUCGAUUGCUUCCAGGAACUUCUUUUGUCACCACUGCUGCAGCAGCUGUGGAUCAGAUGGUGCUCCGAAGAGAGAAAACUUCUGUCCUUUGCCGUACCUGGAUUCAUAAUGGGGCACAAAACGCUAUCAAUUGCUGUUCUGUCCUUCCAUUUCAAGCAUGAGUAUCGACACUUUGGACAUGAUUAAACAUGCUGCACAGAAACUGAACAAUGUUCCAAACCUGAAAAAUACAUAGCACAUGACCUCCACAUCCGUGCAGACGUUCGGACGUGAAAAUUGUGUACUUCUGCUGUGUCUUCUUGCACAACUUUAUUUCUCGUCUGCUUUCUAUAGGGACACGUACAGAUGCUUUGCAUACGUCCAUAAAGAGCAGGGGCAUAUGUUCAUUUGCAUUUUUUUAUUUGUGCGCAUAUAAUUUUGUGUUCGAUCGCUGUAGAAUUGAGACACCGAGGGCCUGAGUUUCUAGCACGCAGUAAGCUCGACGCAAGCCACCAUGCCAGCUCCAGGCUUCCGGUGCCCCUGUUCUCCACUACUAUAACGCGUGCACAAAUGGGAGCAAGCUGUAGUGCGGUUGCCAUGUGCCUCUGCAGAUGGCAUUUGGCAAGGAGUGUAGUCAGCUGGGCUAGGGAGUGCUAGGUAGUGGUGGGGGAGAGCAGAGAAGUGAGCUACGCGCCCGGCAUCCGCAUUUCAUGAUUGGCCCCCACGUGAAUGCGUUGCAUGGUGGUAGAGUCUGCGCUCCUGUCUGUCUUACUCCAUGCUCACGACUUUCACUGGCCUUUCUCCCCCAAGGCAUUAUCCUUUUUAUUUGAACAGGAACGAAAAUUCAACAAUGUUAAAUAGUGAAUUCCCAAAUAGAAUACAAAUUGAAUAUCCAAAAUGGUUUGAUUUGUAUUUGAAAUUGCAGAAUAUUAGCACAGCCCUAAUAAUUAUUUCAUUCACUGCAGCACUUAGUAUGUUGAAUAGGGUGUAAAGUACAUCACUCAGUGCUAAAUUAAAUUUUUUUUUUCUGCUUUAGACUUGCAUAUUUUGGCAAGGUGGCAAGCUACACUAAUUCACUAUCUGUUCUGAGAAACCGAAAUAUAGAAAAUUUUGCCAAAUCCUGCCAACCUACUUGGCAUAGUUCUGCACAAGCUUGGUCCCUGUAGCUUUUCCUUCAUCACCACAGAAAGUUGUCCACGAGUAUAGCGAGCAGGGGUGCAUUUCUGGAGAUUGUAGAGUUCUGCCAUAUUGUUUAAUUCGCAGUUUUGUCAGCUCAUUGGUUGACAGUGCGGCUAUGCCCUCUGUCAUUGUCUCAAGAGGUGGUGGAAUUUGACAGUGUCCAGAGUAGCAUACCUGGUCACUUCAGAAGUGGCUGUGUAUUAGAUACAGCAGAACCAGUCUAAUAUUUCCCAGACAAGACUGAAGUAAAAGAGAAUGCAUGAUUACGCAAGUUAUACAGAGUGUAUGGACAACACUGUAUAACUUAUAAUCAUGACAAACCAAACUAGCCUGCUUGCAUGCCCCUAUCUAAAAAAGAAAAUGCAGUUGCUGGGAAAAUUCAUUGCAUGAACAUGCUGAAUGUGCUGUUACUCUGGUAACAUGAAAGUUUCGGUGAGCGAGUUGGUGCCAGUGCGCGUGGUUACAGUCUACUUUUCUCCUGUGUGUGGGUUUUUUUUUCUUUUUUGUAGCACCACACAAAGAAAUGUUGGAUGCUGUUACUAUCGUGGGGGUCGGCUUCAGUGAUGUAACUGAGAAAAGGUAUUCGUGAAAAAUGCAUUAUCGAGAGUGCAGUUGUUUGCGUUGCUGUUCCGGCCACAGAAGAUUGUUUCAGUGUGGCUGGAUGGAUAUCUGUAAGAAGGUCAUGGCCCUAUUUGGAGCAGUGCAUAAAGUUUGGAUAUUUUCAGAUCUGCACACCUUGACAACUCGAAAAAUACUAGUUAGUGCAAAAAAAUGCUAGAAUUUGGGGACAAGUACUACAUAAAAAAAAUUUGCUACUCAAGAUUGUGACUGCCUAUUUUUGAAAUCGUAGGCUUGUUAUGUAAAGACGCUGUGAACAGGCUGUAGAAUUAUCUGCGCGCAGACAAGCAGAAGUGUUCAUAAGGUCUGUGAAAUGUUCACGUAAUGCCAGCCAAAAUUUGUUUCCUUUACAUACUUGAAGUGGAUAUACCUGAAGUGGAUCACAAUACUGCGGGUUUGUUGAAAUAUAUUUGAGUGGGUCAGAAAAAUCUUGAUCCGAAAAAUCUGUCAGCGACUGAAUUUAUAAUCUUUUGAGGUCAAUUUUCCCAAACUGGACACAAAUUAAUGUCUUAAAAAUAUUAGUGUUAUUAGGGAAAUCGUGAACAAGCCGUGAGAAUUGGGCAUGUCACAAUAAAAUCUGAAAUGUUGGUAGGUAUGUAGUUGGUUCACGUUCAACAUUGUACGCACAGUGCAGAAGACAAUACAGUAGCAUGUAUUGUGGAUGGCGCAGGUGUAUUGAACUGCACUUUAUUGAACUUUGAAGCUGGAAAUAAGUAUUCCUCGUGAGUUUGAUGUUAACAUGCAUCAGUUGUAGCUUAUCUUGCUAAAAAAAGAAGAUUAAGGACCUCACAGUUACGAAUGGACAGCUAUGUGUGAUUGUUAAAUUUGUGGGUAUAUAUCUUUUUUCCAAUCCUAACAGAAUCUAGUGUGUCCAACCUUGUAUACGUUGAGCAGUGCUUAACUGACAUUCAUGCAAAGUGUGCAGGGUAGCUUAUUAUUUAUCCACUUUUGAUGUCCGAGUCUUUCUGUACUGUUCAAGCUGUUGCUCACUCACAGUAAAAUAGAUGUAGUGGCAUAUUUCUAGCUAGGCUGAUGGUCCUGUGUCCUCGGCAAUAGUGGAUUAGUCAAAUUCAACUUGGUUGUCACAUUUGUUUGAGCUCUGCUGUCAAUGCAGUGACUAGUGAUAUUGUGCAACUUAUUAUGACAGAAAUCCUAACAAAACAGGUUCACUGGAAGAUGGAAUCUUGAAGUGAGCAAUGGUGAAUGUCUCCAGCUGAGCUAAUGUUUUGACAAAGGAACCUGUCAAAACUUAUUCUGGCUUUCCUUGACGAAGACAGGUCCCAUUGUCGAAAUGUUAGCUCCAGCCUUUGAAUCCCUUGUUCGAUUUCUUACCUAUGACAGAGUGUCCUUAGGUGGACAGGUUAUAUGCUUUCAUGUAGACUAUAUACGCAUAGAAUAUGAGUUUAAAAAAUUUUCAUAAGCAAAAUUUGCCUUGUGGCAGUAUUCUUCAUUGCCCUGAAACUGUGUUGUGCUUCGACGUGGAACAACACUCGGAGUGGUGAUGAUUGAAUAUGUGCAUAUGAAACUUUGUGGAGCUUGGAUUUAUGCCGGUGAUUGUGCGGCAUUGUUUUUAUAUAAAAGUGUGAGCAUUGUUUGUACAGAUUUAUUUGUCCUUUUUCACAGGGCUGUAAAUUGUGUGUGUGUGGGGCAGGGGCACAUAUGUGCAAACAUAUAGUAGCUAGGACAGCAGACACAUGUAGCCCUGUUUGCUAUCUGUGACCAAAGAAGUGGGAGAGCCUAAAAGGAAAAAUUGCAUUGAAAUCAUCUGCAGGUAAUGUGCUUCAUUGCUCAGCUUGUACACCAUGUUUGUUAGACAACCUAGUAAUUUGCUGCAAUUAUUUGGCGUAUAAUGCAUAGUGGUAAACUGAGACUAUACUUUAAGAAACCUUGUUCCCAAGUGAAAAAUAAGUAACCUGCAUUAGGGUUUUGGUUUCAUGUGCCUUCCCUGCCAAGUGCGACAUUGACUUCCAGAACGAGAGCUGUAAAUAUAUUUCUAUUUUCCUAUGUGUGUGGAGGUCCAAAUAUAGUAGUUCUUUUGGCCUAUGUGGAAAGGUAUUGGUUUACUUUCUCACCUCCUAAACAUAUCAAAUGAUAGUCUUGUUUGAAAAGCUCCUGUGUAAAUAUUAAAACUUCCAUUUUAGUAAAACCA